This is a messenger RNA of Chiroxiphia lanceolata (lance-tailed manakin), 3878 nucleotides long. It is a transcript of the gene PHF8, whose product is annotated as PHD finger protein 8. The record is from RefSeq and is a predicted model, not a curated record. Lineage: Eukaryota; Metazoa; Chordata; Aves; Passeriformes; Pipridae. Gene Ontology annotation, biological process: regulation of transcription by RNA polymerase II; protein demethylation. Bases 296 to 3184 code for a protein of 962 amino acids. Gene Ontology annotation, molecular function: transcription coregulator activity; histone demethylase activity. The transcript has 21 exons.
UAUCACAGGAGCUGUUUUGGGGGCUCUUUUUAGGGGGGCUGUUUUUUCGGGGGAUGUUUUUUCGGGGCUGUUUUGUGGGGGAUCGUUUUUAGGGCCUGUUUUUGUUGGGCGUUUUUCAGGACUAGUUUAGGGUCUGUUUUUAGGGGGCCUGAUUUAGUGGGGUGGAUUUUGGGGGGGUGGUUUCAGGGGCUGCUUUUGGGGGUCCCUGUGAUGUCCCGGCCCGGGGAGGCCUGGGGGGGUCCGUAGGGGCUUGGGGGGUCCAGGAGGGGCCCGGGGGGUCCCCGGGGGUCCCACCAUGGCCUCAGUGCCCGUUUACUGCCUGUGCCGCCUCCCCUACGACGUGACCCGGUUCAUGAUCGAGUGCGACGGCUGCCAGGACUGGUUCCAUGGCAGCUGUGUGGGGGUGGAGGAGGAGGCGGCGGCCGAGAUUGACCUGUACCACUGCCCCCAGUGCGCCGUGCUCAGGGGGCCCUCUGUCAUGAAGCGGCGCCGGGGCCCCCCCAAGGCUCCGGAUCAGGAUCCCCCCGGGAGCCGCCCGGCCCGGACCGGGAGCGCCCAGUUCAUCCGGGAGCUGCGGGGACGCACCUUCCCCAGUGCGGACGAGGUGCUACUGCGGCCGGGGGGGGCCCAGCUGACGGUGGAGUACCUGGAGGAGAACAGCUUCAGCGUCCCCAUCCUGGUGUCCCGGCAGGAGGGGCUGGGGAUGACCCUGCCCCCCCCCUCCUUCACCCCCCGUGACGUCCUGCACUACGUGGGAGCAGACAAGGUGGUCUCGGUGCUGGACGUGGGCCGCCAGGCCGAGCUCCGGAUGCGCCUCGGGGACUUUGUGGCCUAUUUGGGGGGUCCCCGGCGCGAGAGGGUCCUGAACGUCACCGGCCUCGAGUUCUCCGACACCAGGCUGUCCAACCUGGUGCAGACCCCCCGGAUCGUGCGGAAGCUCUCGUGGGUGGAGAACCUGUGGCCGGGGGAGUCGGCGCGGGAGCGGCCGAGCGUGCAGAAGUACUGCCUGCUGGGGGCCAGGGACGGCUACUGCGACUUCCACAUCGCCUGCGGGGGCACCUCGGCCUGGUGCCACGUGCUCAGGGGCGAGAAGAUCUUUUACCUGGCGCGUCCCUCGGCCGCCAACCUGUCCCUGUUCGAGGCCUGGAGCAGCUCCCGCAACCGCCCCGAGCUCUUCUUCGGGGACCAGGUGGAUCGGUGCUACCGCUGCCACCUGCGCCAGGGCCAGACCCUCUUCAUCCCCACGGGCUGGAUCCAGGCCUCGCUGACCCCCGUGGACUGUUUGGCUUUUGGGGGCAACUUCCUGCACAGCCUCAACAUCGGGAUGCAGCUCAGGGCGUACGAGCUGGAGCGGCGCCUCAGCGGCUCCGACCCCGUGAAGUUCCCCAAUUUCGAGACCAUUUGUUGGUACGUGGGGAGGCAUCUCCUGGACACCUUCCGAGGGCUGCGGGAGAACCGCCGGCACCCCGCGGCCUACCUGGUGCACGGGGCCAAGGCCCUGAGCGGGGCCUUCCGCGCCUGGACCCGCAGGGAGGUGCUGGGGGAGCACGAACACGAGAUCCCUGAAACCGUCCGACCGGGACAGCUGGUGAAGGAACUGGGCAGGGAGAUCCGGCUGGCUGAGGAGCUGUUCCAGCAGAGCACGGGGAUGUCGGGGACCCCCUUCGGCCCCCCCUGGGGGGUCCCAGCCCCCAAAAAGGGGGGUCCCCGCAAACCCCCCCCCAGCUCCCGCCCCUCCGACGAGGGGGGGGCCCCCAACCCACCCCCGGACCCCCCCGAGGAGGACGAGGAGGCUGACCCCCCCAGCUCCAGCGCGGAGGAGACGGACCCCGACUCGGAGGGGGACCCCCAGACCCCCCUGCACAACGGGGGGGCUCGGCCCCGCCGGAGCCGCCCCGGGGGGCUCUGGGGGUCCCGACCCCCCCCGUCCCCCCCCUGCUCCCCCCCCAGCUCCCCCUUGGACCUGGACUCGGAGGAGGAGCUGCAGAUUGAUGAGACCCCCCCUCGGAGGGGCCCCCGCCGGCUGCCCCGGCUGCCCCGGAAGCUGCCCCGGGCCAAGCCCUGCUCGGACCCCAACCGGGUGCGGGAGCCGGGGGAGGUGGACUUUGACAUCGAGGAGGAUUACACCACAGACGAGGAUGAGGAAGGAGCUGCCGGGGGCAGCGCCGGGAUCCUCGACCUGCUCAAGGCCAGUCGGCAAGUGGGGGGCUCCGAGUACCCCCAGCUCAGCGAGGCCCCCGCGUCCCCCAGCACGCGCGAGGCCAUCCAGGGGAUGCUGUGCAUGGCCAACCUGCCCGCGGGGACCCCCCUGGGCCCCCCCAGCUGGUGGUCCGGGGGCUCGGGGCCCGACCGGGGGGGUGCCGGGGGGUCGGGGGGGGGCAGGAGAGCCCCCCCAGCCCCCCGGAGCACGGACAGCGAGGCCGAGGGCAGCCUGGACGAGCAGGACAGCCUGGGGGCCUGCUUCAAGGACGCCGAGUACAUUUACCCCUCCCUGGAGUCGGACGAGGACGACCCGGCCCUCAAGUCCCUCCCCAAGAGGAAGAAGGUGACGGACGACGCUCCCUGGAGCCCCAAAGCCCGGGUGACGCCGUCGCUGCCCCGGCAGAGCCGCCCGGUGCGGGAGGGGACCCGCGUGGCCUCAGUGGAGACCGGACUGGCCGCGGCAGCCGCCAAGCUGGCCCAGCAGGAGCACCGGAAGCUGCAGCGCAGGAAGGGCCCCCCCACCAAACGCCGCCCCCCCCCCUCGCCCCCCUCCCCCGAGGAGGAGGAGGAGGAGGAGGAGGAGGAGGAAGAGGAAGAGGACGAGGAUGAAGAGCCCGACCCCGAGCCCGAGGGGGGGGAGGGGGACCCCGAGGUGGGGGGGGAGGGACAGGCAGAGGUCGGUGGGGGGGAGGGGGAGGCCGAGCCCCCCCCGGAGCCCCCCCCGGACCCCCUGUACCCCCCCAGCCUGGCCGACCACGAGUACACGGCCCGGCCGGGGGGGCCCCUCCCCCCGCCCGGGGGGGCUCAGCCGGGCAGGGCCCCCACCCCCAUGGCCCCGGGGGUCUUCCUGAGCCAGCGCAGGGGCCCCCCCGGCACCGCCCCCCCCCAGCACGGCAAACGCCCCCGGAAGGGUUUGGCCACUGCCAAGCAGCGCCUGGGCCGGAUCCUCAAGAUCCACCGGAAUGGGAAGCUGCUGCUCUGAGGGGGCGUGGUCACACCUGGCCCCACCCCUGGGUGUGGCCAACACAACCCACACCCCCUCCUUGCAUGGCCACGCCCACCCAGAUCACCUGAGGGGCAGGGCCAGGUGUGACCACACCCCUCCUGAUGUGACUCCACCCACCUUCCUCUUUGGGGUGCCAGCCUGGACACGCCCAUUGUGGGUGUGUCCUUAGACCAGACCACGCCCCACCCUGAGCCACACACAAAAUGGGCGUGGUUUGAAAUAAACCACCUCCCCCCGUGGUUACAGCCCUGCCCACCACUUGUAUUGGGGGUGGCCAACUCUGGCCACGCCCACAACGGUUACCACGGGGCCACGCCCAUCUCCAAUUAGGGACAUUCAGCUGCGCUGAUGGGCGUGGUCAUGCAAAGCCACGCCCCGAGGGAGGAGCUGCAUUCAGGCCCCGCCCACAGCAGAUCCCACCCUUCAUUAGCCGCGGCUGAAAGGGGCGGGGCUUUCUCCCUCAUCGGACACCGUGAUUGGUCGAGCCGUGGAAGGGGCGGGGCCUCCUCUGAUUGGUCCCUGCCGGGAUCUCCCUACAGGUGUCUUCAGGUUGAUUGACGGGGGCGGGGCCGCUUCCCAUUGGCUGCCCCGGUUUUGUAGGCGUGUCCGAGGCCGCAGCCUCGCCCCCUUUUUGUAUUUGUAGAAUAAAAACUGAAAAAAAGGAAAAACG